Messenger RNA from Bradysia coprophila, 2075 nucleotides. It is a transcript of the gene byn, whose product is annotated as T-domain transcriptional activator brachyenteron. Gene Ontology annotation, molecular function: DNA-binding transcription factor activity, RNA polymerase II-specific; RNA polymerase II cis-regulatory region sequence-specific DNA binding. NCBI's taxonomy places the organism in Eukaryota, Metazoa, Arthropoda, Insecta, Diptera, Sciaridae. Gene Ontology annotation, biological process: mesoderm formation; cell fate specification; regulation of transcription by RNA polymerase II. The record is from RefSeq and is a predicted model, not a curated record. Gene Ontology annotation, cellular component: chromatin; nucleus.
UCAGUUGGCAGUUGUAUGCGAACUUGUUGCGCGGCACUUAGCACUAAGCGCAUUAAGAGGCAUCUAAUAAUUACUUGAAUUAACAAAAAUUCUUUAAAAUUUUCUGUUGUUUAUUAUUUAUUAUUAUAUUGAUGGGAAAAAGUUUUUUUUUUCUCUUACAUCUAAGUUUUUGGACAGUUUAGGCAUAAGUGUGAUUAUUUAUAAAACAUUUGACAAACGUAUACUAAUUAAUUAGUGUGGACUUAUUUGUGUAAAGUAUUUAAUUCAAAUUAUUAGUGUUUUAUAUUGUUAUUAAUACCGUAUUAAUAACAUAAGAAAAUGUUGGCUCAAUGAUUAAGAGUACCGUGUUAUUGUUUAUAUGUGUUAAACGUUUAAGAGUCUCAUUAUCACGCACAUAACAAGAAAAGGAUUACACUUUCGAUUUGAGCUUAUCAUCUGGCUGGUUGCAUUAAAUUAUCAUAAAUGCAUAAUAUGGCAACCUCUCACAUUUUGUCAGCAAUUGAACCGAAUCCAACGAAUUUGGGACCGUUAAACACAAGCAUGCAAAGUCGAUCGCCCGAUGUGGACAGAAAUGUAAUGGUUUCGUUAGACGAUCGAGAAUUGUGGAUGAGAUUUCAAAAUCUUACCAAUGAAAUGAUAGUAACAAAAAAUGGAAGGAGAAUGUUUCCGGUUGUUAAAGUAACGGCAUCGGGCUUGGACAGAGAAGCAAUGUACACCGUGUUACUGGAAUUUAAACAGAUUGACAAUCACCGUUGGAAGUAUGUGAAUGGCGAAUGGGUGGCAGGUGGCAAGGCUGAACAACCACCAUCGAAUCCCGUGUACUUUCAUCCAGAAUCUCCCAAUUUCGGUGCACAUUGGAUGAAAGAGCCCAUAUCAUUUGCUAAAGUAAAAUUAACCAAUAAAACGAAUGGAUCUGGCCAGAUGCUUAAAUUUCAGAUUAUGUUGAAUUCAUUGCACAAGUACGAGCCGCGUGUUCACUUGCUUCGUGUUGGCUGCGACCCCAGUCAUCCUAUUACUUAUCCAUUUCCGGAAACGCAGUUUAUUGCUGUAACUGCAUAUCAAAAUGAAGAAGUGACUUCGUUGAAAAUUAAAUACAAUCCAUUUGCCAAGGCAUUUUUGGACGCAAAGGAGCGGCCAGAUACAGUUUAUUCGAGAGAUAAUUCUGCAUACAGUUGGUUUCUACCGCAUAGCUCAUAUCCUACAACCCAGGCGUCUUUAACAACUUGUGAUAGAUACAGCACUCAUUCGAACAGAAGUGCUAGAUCUGUUCCAUAUACGAGUCAGAGACCGCGGAACUCUAGCAGCACGAGUUCCCCUCCGCCAUCCGGAUUCCUUUCGCUGGAGCCAGCCUCGCCAUCCGUUUAUGCUUCUUAUCCGACAUGCUGGCAAAGUUCUCCGUCUGGAAGUUAUUGGACGACUGCUCAGCCAGUUAGUCCUGUCGCUCCAACAGUUUCGCCGACUCACUCUUCAAAUGGCUCUCCAGGUUACGCUUCAUCGCCUGGAUACACCACCCACCAUUUAACGCAUCAAUAUUCUCCAACGGUGGCAACAUCACAAAGUGAUCCAUAUCAAUCUGCUAAUGGUUCUCCACCACAAAUCUAUACAUCCAACGCUGCACAUCAAGUAAUUGUUUACCAUCCGACACCGUCUUCGCCGUCGCAUCAGAUCUACGGCAAUGUGCUGAAUCCGACCUUAACCAAUCUUGGUUAUUCAACGUCUUGGCACAGUGGUGCUGAUUUUGGAGUUUAUCCCAAUUCCUAUCAUUACCAGACAUCGGAGUACAUACCCAUUAUCAGUGAAUUGAGCACGUAUCCGCAACCAGAGAACAACGAUCCACAGAAAAGUGAUUGUACUUCACCAGGACCAAUAUACUCGAAUCAGUCGCCUGAAACGAUUUUGCCAUUAGAAUGUGGAAACCGUUCUCCAGUGAAAAGCGACAAUCAAUCGGCUACCGUUGGCCGUAACAACAAUAAUAAUUGGUCCCCAUUAACGCCACCACAGCAGUAAACUUUAGUAUAAAUCUGUACACGUUAGUGGUACCUAAUUGUUUAAAAUUAAAUUGAGAGAAAUAAAAC